GGGUAAUAAAACCAUGAUUUUUGGACAUUGAUUCAAAAUUUAUUAUUUCAUGAAUUCAAUAACAACAGAAUCAAUGCUGCUAAAGGAUCUAAGGGCAAAAUGGUCAAGUAAUUUAUAACCAAAAUUCCCUACAACAGAACAUAAUUAUUGAAAAAUAAAAAGUAAAAAAGAUUGAAUAACCGUUGGUAGUUUGGUCCCCGCCAUUUCAGUCGUAGCUUACAUGGAGGAAAUAAUUUUCAUCUGAAUUCUGACUAAGUCUUCACUUAAUUCAAGAUUAUCAUACCAAAUGUCUUCUUUUUUUCACCAAAUCUUGAAAUCCAAUUGACACUUUAUAAAAUUUGUAGAAAAUAAUGAAGAUGUUCUCAAAAUCCAUGAUCUUUUACAUACUCUUGUUUUCUGUCAAUAUUAAGGCACAGGAUUAUGAUGGUAAAUUACCACCUGCAGAAAAUAAUUGCAAUGGUAUUUUUUUAUCCUAUGUAUUCAUCUCUAGGACGAAAGAGCUUCCACAUGUAAAAAAUGCAACUGCACAAGCUUGGGCCUUUAAGGCUACAGCAACAGUACUUAAUGCAGGCAUAUAUGAGCUCAAGAACUGGAAAAUCUUCAUCGGGUUUCAAAAUCGCGAGCUUUUAGUCUCAGCUAGUAAUGCUGUUUUAUUAAGUGGUGAUGAUUUUCCAGCUCCUGUUGGAAAUGGAACUUACCUAGCUGGCUAUCCUCAGACAGAUUUGAAAACUUCGAUUGAUACUGCUGGUGAUGUUAAGAAGAUCCAAGCAGAGAUUGAGUUAACAGGUACACAAUUUGGAAUCAAGCCACCAGGUUAUCCCAUGCCUAAAACUAUUAAACUUUUCAAUGAUGGAUACAAAUGUCCAGCAGUAAAACGCAAAGGUAAGUCAACAAAAAUGCAUGUCUGCUGCUUGAAAGAUCCAAAAUUUAAGGUUAAAAAUUUCACAACCAAGUUUUUCCCACGGCAAAAUGGUGAUCUUUUGAUCUCUUAUGAUGUUAUGCAAGCCUAUACGAAUAACUAUCAAGCACAAGUGACCAUACAAAAUAGUAAUCCUCUGGGACGCCUUGAUCAGUGGAAUUUAACUUGGGAAUGGAUGAGAGGGGAGUUCAUAUACUCGAUGAGGGGUGCAUACACUCGCAAGAAAGACUAUUCGAAUUGUGUCUAUGGUGCUGCAGGACAGUACUAUAAAGACUUUGAUUUUUCUAAAGUUUUGAACUGUGAAAAGAAGCCUACCAUAGCUGAUUUGCCUCGAGAAAGAGCUCAAGAUAAAGAUGUAGGUAUGUUGCCAUUCUGCUGCAGGAAUGGCAGCAUCAUGCCCACUGUAAUGGAUGCAACCAACUCAAAGUCUGUGUUUCAAUUACAAGUCUAUAAGCUUCCACCAGAUUUGAAUCUAACAGCUCUUUACCCUCCCGAAAGAUGGAAAAUAGUAGGUCUUCUUAAUCCGGAUUAUAAAUGUGGACAAGCCUUAAGAGUAGAUGACGCACAAUUCUUGGAUCCAACUGGACUUCAUGCUACUGUAACAGCUAUUGCAAGUUGGCAAAUAGUCUGCAAUAUCACAAAGCCAAAAGAUAAAGCGAAUCGGUGCUGUGUUUCAUACAGUGCCUAUUACAAUGAUUCUGCAAUCCCCUGCAACACUUGUGCAUGUGGUUGUGACAAUUCUGCCAAAUGCAGUCAACAUGCACCAGGACUGCUUCUUCCUCCAGAAGCACUUCUGGUGCCAUUCGCAAACAGAAGAGAGAAAUCCUUGUAUUGGGCUAAACUAAAGCACUAUCGUGUCCCUAAGCAGUUACCUUGUGGCGACAACUGUGGGGUUACCAUAAACUGGCAUAUUGAUUCAAACUACAAAUCAGGAUGGACUGCUCGGAUUACUCUAUUCAAUUGGGGAGCACUUAAUUUCGUGGACUGGUUCGUUGGCAUCCAGUUCAAGAAAACAGGUUCAGGCUUUGCACAAGCUUUUUCUUUCAAUGGAACUUUGCUUCGAAACAUUAAUGACACAAUUUUCUUGAAAGGACUACCUGGUUUAAAUUACUUGAUGGCAGAAGUUGAUGGACCAAAACCUGGAGACCCUAGAGUACCCGGAAAGCAACAAUCUGUCCUUAGAUUUAAUAAGAAACACUUAAAAGGUAUUGAUAUAUUAAAGGGGGAUGGAUUUCCAACAAAGUUGCUAUUCAAUGGAGAAGAAUGUGCACUUCCCACACAUCUUUUAGCAGCAGAUGGAAGAAAAUGGCAUGCAAAAUCUUGGGUAAUCGCGAUGAUCACAUUGUUAACCUUCUUGCUGAUGCUAAAAGACCUGCAAUGAUUGAAAGGUGAUGAUGUUUUUGGCUUGUACAUUUCAAGUAAAUGGAAGGAAAUUCUCAAGUGAAACAUAUAGUUGACACUCUGCCAGGGGAAGUUUCCGUUACUAACCUCACAUUAGUAUAGCACCAUCUCCAGAUAUGAUUAAUGGAUUGAUAUUCUCAGCAUUAAACACACAUGAAUCGCGUUUUGCAGAAUGAUUCUUCUGGCUGCGCGCUGCAAAUUAAUGCACAUUGAAGCUCAUUAAAGCACCAAAAGACUGCAAAACAAAACAAAAAAAAAAGAGUGGUUUCAUCCAAGAACAUGGUCUUAUUUGUACCAAAUUUGAAGGAUCAUAAGCAGGGAUAUGGCUUUCUUGGUACCCUUAAAAGUGAAAGUAUGCAGUUUGUAAGAUAAGCUCCAUUGAUCAUGUGCAUUUUCCAGAUUGUGUGAACAAUACUUUCUAUUUCAUGGCAAAGGGAAAACUCUUUAGGAUUACAAUUGUUGUGUUGUUGAUCUCGUGGCGGUGUUUUAUGCUUUUAGAUAGACACAAUGGCCAGGGAAAACCUUACCCGCGCCUAGUGUUUGCACCAGACACAUGUAUCUUACAUAUAACCUUAACUUUAUCAUAUGUGAUACGUAUUUGCACUUUAAA
Molecule: messenger RNA, 2930 nt
Organism: Solanum pennellii
Lineage: Eukaryota; Viridiplantae; Streptophyta; Magnoliopsida; Solanales; Solanaceae
Product: COBRA-like protein 10
Exons: 2
Coding region: 351-2300 (649 amino acids)
Biological process (GO): cellulose microfibril organization
Cellular component (GO): membrane
Source: RefSeq, a predicted model, not a curated record